AUGGCUGACGACUUUGAGGAUUUGUCUUCGGCCGCUGUUAUCGACGUUACCGCUAAACGAAACGCCACUUCCUUCGGCGAAUGGACUGAAUCUGACGGCCAGUCGUUUAGCAAUAGUAAGGCCACGACCAGAGCGGCCGUCCAUACGGUGUUGAACGAAAAGUUGACGACUUUGCAGAAGACUGGCGUCUGUUUGAUCUACAAUUUGGCGCUCAAAGAGCUUUUCGACGACGUGGCCACAGAACUGGCCACUGCUGUCCUUCAGUUCCUUCACGGAGAUCUCCCUGAAGACCAAGCGUAUAUGUGUUUGUUAUCGAUUCAACGGUUUAUGGCCAUCAGUUAUAACGACGUGCCAGCGCUGGUCAAAAUGCUGGGCCCAGACCUCAACAAAUUCAAGGGUUUGUCCGAUAGAGUCGACAAAUUAGUAGAAGAAGUGAACGCGAAAUUAGCAACACUUCCAUCCCUUCAAACCGAUUGAUUUCUUUCACAAAUUUAAUUAAAACUCAUUAUAAGUUAUGUUAUGUUAUUUCAUAUGCCUUUUAAAAACGAGUUCAACAAAAAUUACAAUUUAUUUGCGAGAAAUUGGUUUUAAUUUUCUAUUUCAUGG
Medioppia subpectinata is the source of this 606-nucleotide messenger RNA. Lineage: Eukaryota; Metazoa; Arthropoda; Arachnida; Sarcoptiformes; Oppiidae. The record is from the annotation of a GenBank genome assembly.